AAGAAGUCUGUCUUGCAGCUAUGGCGCCGAUUACCCUGAGUCAGAUUGAUGAGGAUCUCAAGGACGUGAUCCAGAACUUCUUCGAGAUCCAGUCGGCCGUUCAUGGAUACCUGGGGCCGGAGACCCAACAAGAAUUAGUCAAGAAGCUAAAAUCCCUUACAGUCUCCCUUCAAACCCUCUCUGCUCACGCAGCACCUGACCCUUUCUACGUCCAAUCCCCACCAUCUCGAACGGGCCUCUCCCCCGCCGAUCCUCCUGUCCAAAGCAUCCAACUUCCACCCGAGAUCAUAGACUAUGUCGACGCGGCGCGCAAUCCGGACAUAUACACGAGAGAGUUUGUGGAGUUGGUACAGAAGUCGAAUCAGGAGUUGAAGGGGAAGAUGGAGGCGUUUGCUAGUUUUAGGGAUGUCUUAGCCAAGGAAAUGGCGAGUGCGAUGCCGGAGUGUAAGAAGGAGGUUGAGAGGGUGGUGAAAGCAACCGGUGGGAGUGUGGAUGCGGGAGGGUGCGGUUGAAAUAUGAUUGUUUUCAGGCAAGACAGGAUUGGAUGUUCUUCCACCUCCCCACCCCAAUAUUACAGCUAAUGAGGGCUGGGUUGAGUUUGGACAAGAACCAGGAGAUGACGGCUCCGUGCGUUGAUCUACGUCCCUAGUACGACGGAUCUCGCUGCCCAUGCAGGGCACUGGGGCUGGGGAGAAUUCUACCAUUGCGACCCGGCUACUCGAUGGAGUCAUGUGGGAUGGAAAGCGAUGGUCCCUUUAUGGCGAAUGCGAUAUACUAGGACGUUAGCUGAGAGAUUUGCUUACAUGAGGGCUCAUAUCUACAUAUGUGAGCAGCAUAGCUAGCAUUCUGUGCACCAUUUUGCCCCUAGUAACUGAUCACCUCUUUGGUACAGAUGCUUUGUGAAGCGUCAAGUAUCAAGCGGCCUUUUGAAAGGCUAAUUACUUUGAGCUCUAGUCUAUUCCCAAACGACCUUCU
This is a messenger RNA of Coccidioides posadasii C735 delta SOWgp, 975 nucleotides long. RefSeq names its product RNA polymerase II mediator complex subunit (gene NUT2). Gene Ontology annotation, molecular function: transcription coregulator activity. The record is from RefSeq and is a predicted model, not a curated record. Gene Ontology annotation, biological process: positive regulation of transcription by RNA polymerase II. NCBI's taxonomy places the organism in Eukaryota, Fungi, Ascomycota, Eurotiomycetes, Onygenales, Onygenaceae. Gene Ontology annotation, cellular component: mediator complex.